CUAAAGCAAAACCAGCCUUGAAAAGUUACACAUAUAUUCAACUUUUCCUUCUCCAAAUUAUCCCAAAACCCAUCCAAAUCAGAUUAACUAUAUACAACACAUCCUAAAAGUGUCUACACAAAAUGAUGAAAAUCUGAAAUCUGUAGAGAGAGAGAGAGAGAGAGAGAGAGAGAGAGAGAGAGAGAGGGAGGGAGGGAGAGGGUGAAGGCUUUGAUUCUUCUUUUCCCUUGGCCUUGUAAUUCAGUCAGAUAUUGAAGAAUGCAAACUUCUCUCAAACUAGCGUCUUUUGCUAUAACUACAUAUUAUCUUCUUCUUCUUCUUCCAUUAGUUGGCUGCUCAUUUCAUGAAGAUGUCAACCAACACAGCAGUCACAAUAACAUAAAAGAAAACAUUCACAAGCUGAGUCCACGAAUGACGUCUAACGUUACAGUUCACGGCCUCCUCGCAUGGUUUUCAAUUGGGUUUUUGAUGCCUCUUGGAAUACUUGUAAUUAGAAUGUCUGUUAGAGAGGAACGUGGGACAACAAGAGCCAAAGUUCUCUUCUACCUCCAUGUUAUUUUGCAGAUGCUGUCAGUGCUUGUUGCCACAGCUGGAGCUGUGAUGUCCCUAAGAAACUUUGAGAACUCAUUCAACAACCACCACCAGAGAUUAGGUCUUGCACUUUAUGGUUCCAUAUGGAUACAAACCCUAAUAGGAUUUUUCAGGCCACACAGGGGAAAGAAAGAAUGGAGUUUUUGGUACUUGGCACAUUGGAUGCUUGGGACAAUGAUAUCAUUGUUUGGGAUAAUCAACAUCUACACUGGAUUAGAAGCCUACCAUAAGAGAACACAGAGAAGCUCAGGACUUUGGACUAUUCUUUUCACAGCUGAGGUCUCCUUCAUUGCUGCCUGUUAUCUCUUCCAAGACAAAAGAGAUUACAUACAAAAGCAAGGAGUGAUUAGCAAUCUUGAACAGCCGAUCACAAUCAGGCAACAAGAUGAAGAAACUGCUCAGAGGCAGCAGCAAAUUCAAAGGGACUUGUUGCCAGAUCAGCAGCCAUGUGGCAAAGUCAAUGCACUCAAGAACUUGUUUGACUCAACACCAAAUUCAUUUGUGGGCCCAGAUGGGAAGGUGUACCAUAGCCACGAUGGGCUGGCACCACACUCACACGAACCCAUAUACUCCCCCGGGUACUUCAGCAGAAGAGCUCCACCUCUCCUCUCCAGGAAUUUCAAUGAAAGGGCUUUCACCAUUGGCAUUGGUGGACCUGUUGGUACCGGGAAAACUGCUCUGAUGUUGGCUCUGUGUAAACUUUUGCGUGACAAGUACAGUCUUGCUGCUGUGACAAAUGAUAUAUUCACAAAAGAGGAUGGUGAGUUCUUGGUGAAGAAUGGAGCACUUCCGGAAGAAAGAAUACGUGCUGUGGAAACUGGGGGCUGCCCACAUGCUGCAAUUCGCGAAGACAUCAGUAUUAACCUUGGCCCUCUUGAGGAGCUUUCAAACUUGUACAAGACCGACAUACUGCUUUGUGAAUCUGGCGGAGAUAAUUUAGCCGCGAACUUCAGCAGGGAGCUGGCUGACUAUAUCAUUUACAUAAUCGAUGUAUCUGGAGGUGAUAAAAUUCCACGAAAAGGUGGCCCCGGCAUCACUCAAGCUGACCUCCUGGUGAUAAACAAGACUGACCUUGCACCAGCAGUUGGAGCUGAUUUGGCAGUGAUGGAGCGUGAUGCACUACGAAUGCGAGAUGGAGGGCCAUUUGUCUUUGCUCAGGAAGGUGAAGCACGGGAAAGGAGUAGAGGAAAUCGUGAACCACAUAUUACAGGCUUGGGAAGUAGCAACAGGGAAGAAGCGCCACUGAAUCCGUCAUCCAUGAAGUUUGGUACCUUGUUUCGUCUGUCCCUCUACGUUGAAGCCUCGAUGAAUAAAUGUGACUUCAAUUUUAUGUCUCUUUUAUUGCACACAAGAAUGGGCCCGAAUGGGCCGGGCCACAAUGUGGCGGUGGAGUCCAUUACCAAUUUACCACCCACCCGACUGAAGAAGCGAAAUUCCGCGAAUCCGAUGAAAUUAAAUUCGAACAGAGGAAGAAGAAACCAGAAAUCUCCAGUUACCAACCAACAAUUUCAAUCCUACGGAAAAAUGGCGGCGGAGGACGAGGAGCCAAAGAAGAGAAGGAUGGUGGUGGAAUCCCUCGGAUGGCUGACGGAGUCUUCAAUUAUGCCGAAGAAGCACCGCGCCAUCGCCGGCGUCGGAGCUUCCUCAAUCAUGGAGCUCAAGGCCCAACUGUAUCAAUCCCAAGAAGAAUCCAAGAAGUCUAAAGAACUCGCCGGCUCCGACAUCGAGUUCCAUCGCGCCAAGAAGAGAAUCACCGCACACGACGGUUUCUCCGCCAAGAACUCCGGCGUCGACGCCCGGGCCCACAAGGACAAGCUUGAGCUGAAAGCAGUUCAUGAUGGAUCGGCGAGCUAUGCAGCGUUGGAAAGGAAGGCUGCAUUGUACGAUAAGCUAGCAAGGGGAGAGCUAUCAGAUGAAGAAGAUAAAGAGAAGUAUUGUGUGGAUUUUUUCGGCAAGAGAGUUGAGCAGGACGAACCGCAGCAGACUCAGCACCGUGAUUCACCUGCAGUAGUAUCUCCGGAGAAUCAAGAUGGCGAGAUCAACGCUUCUACGCUGUUUAGCACGAAACCUUUGGGGCUUGGGCGAGCGGAUGCGACAGUGGACAAUGAUAUUCACAAGCGUUUUGUGAGGGAAGUACACGAAGAAGCAAAUCAAGCAAGAGAGAUGGCGUCUAAGCUCAAACUGCGUAGGGAAGAGCAAGCAGCUGCUCGUCGGGAGAAGUUAAAACAGGCUUAUAUACGGAAACAGUUAGAGAGACUUAAAACAGCAUCAUGUAAUAAGGAACAGACAGAAUGAACAGCAGUAGGCGAUGAUGACCACAAUAGCCAUCUCGAAUCCUGCUGUUCGCUUCAGGGUUCAUUUUCGAAGGAAAGAAACAUGUUAAGCCGAUUGACGCCAACCAAGUGACUCCAUUUGACAUGUAUUCUGCUUGAGCAAUCAAAAAACUGUAAUUAUUAGUCUUUUUCCUUCAUAUAUUUGUACCUUUGAUGUAGUGAUGUACCUUCUAUCAAUGCUUUCCCCUU
Malus domestica (apple) is the source of this 3113-nucleotide messenger RNA. The record is from RefSeq and is a predicted model, not a curated record. NCBI's taxonomy places the organism in Eukaryota, Viridiplantae, Streptophyta, Magnoliopsida, Rosales, Rosaceae.